UCCGUGGCGGCCGCCCGAGACACGUGUGCCCGCGCCCGGCGGGCGUGCGGGGAAGCGCGGCCACGCCUGGUCCGGCCACCAUUUCUCCGGCGCCCACCGGUUCGAGUGCGGAGCCUGAAGCAUGAGCGGCGACUCGGAGCGCGCGGUGGCCCCGGGGGUGGUGCCUGCACCCUGCGCCUCGAAGGUGGAGCUGCGGCUGAGCUGCCGGCACCUGCUGGAUCGGGACCCACUGACCAAGUCCGACCCCAGCGUGGUGCUGCUGCAGCAGGCACAGGGCCAGUGGCUACAGGUGGACAGAACAGAGGUGGUGAAGAGCAGCCUGCAUCCUGUGUUCUCCAAGGUCUUCACUGUUGACUACUACUUCGAGGAGGUGCAGAAGCUACGGUUUGAGGUGUAUGACACCCACGGGCCUAGUGGACUGACUUGCCAGGAUGAUGACUUCCUAGGGGGCAUGGAGUGUACCCUGGGUCAAGACCUCUUCAGCAAGUCAGACCCCUUCCUAGAGCUGUAUCGGGUCAAUGACGACGGGAGUGAGCAGCUCGUGUACAGGACAGAGGUAGUGAAGAACAAUCUUAACCCAGUGUGGGAACCCUUCAAGGUGUCCCUGAAUUCACUCUGCAGCUGCGAGGAGACAAGGCCUAUGAAGUGCCUGGUCUGGGACUAUGACUCCCGAGGAAAGCAUGACUUCAUUGGCGACUUCACCACCACGUUCGCAGAGAUGCAGAAGGCCUUUGAGGAGGAGCAGCAGGCCCAGUGGGACUGUGUGAAUGCCAAGUACAAACAGAAGAAGCGCAAUUACAAGAAUUCCGGGGUGGUGAUCCUGGCAGACCUGAAGCUCCACAGGGUCCACUCCUUCCUGGAUUACAUCAUGGGUGGCUGCCAGAUCCACUGCACGGUAGCCAUCGACUUCACAGCCUCCAACGGUGACCCGAGGAACAGCUGCUCCCUCCACCACAUCAACCCUUACCAGCCCAACGAGUACCUGAGGGCAUUGGUGGCAGUGGGCGAGGUCUGCCAGGAUUAUGACAGUGACAAGCGGUUUUCUGCUCUGGGAUUUGGAGCCCGGAUCCCUCCCAAGUAUGAGGUGUCCCACGACUUUGCCAUCAAUUUCAACCCUGAGGAUGACGAGUGUGAAGGAAUCCAGGGCGUGGUGGAGGCCUACCAGAACUGCCUGCCGAAGGUCCAGCUCUACGGCCCCACCAACGUGGCACCCAUCAUCUCUAAGGUGGCCCGCAUGGCAGCAGCUGAGGAGAGCACAGGAGAGGCUUCUCAAUAUUACAUACUGCUGAUCCUCACGGACGGUGUGGUGACGGAUAUGUCGGACACUCGAGAGGCCAUUGUGCGUGCCUCCCACCUGCCCAUGUCUGUCAUCAUUGUUGGGGUGGGCAACGCUGACUUCACAGAUAUGCAAAUCUUAGACGGGGAUGAUGGAGUCCUGCGUUCCCCACGGGGCGAGCCUGCACUCCGAGACAUCGUCCAGUUUGUGCCCUUCCGUGAGCUAAAGAACGCGUCCCCCGCAGCACUGGCCAAGUGUGUGUUGGCCGAGGUGCCAAAGCAGGUGGUUGAGUACUACAGCCACAAGGAGCUGCCUCCUCGAAGCCUUGGCGCCCAGACUGGAGAGGCUGCUGCCAGCUCAGCGCCAUGAGGAUGUCAGGGGAGGGAGCAGUAGGUCCGUCCAUCUAUGGCAUCUCCCGUGCCCCCAGAAACCCUCAGAAACUGAUCACCCAGCCCUGCUCCUGUGUUCUGCUGGCCUGCAUCAGUGGCCUGGUCCCCAACAUGAAGAGAUCUAGACCUUGUGGCUUGACAGAAAUCAGCAGCUCCCCCAGGUCCAGGCCUCCCUGCACCCAACAGGCAAGGAGCAGGGUGUUCUGAAAGAACUGGGGCUGCAAAGAUGCUCUCCCCUCUUGCUUGAGGUCACUCUCCUGUCAAUCAUAGCACCACUUCAGAAGAGCCCUCAAGCCCAACUUGGCCUAGAGAGAUGGGUGGGCUCAUGCCUGUCAUAAUCCUGGCAGCUCAGCUAUGGAAAGGGUGGUGAAGGGGUGGUCGACCUGGAGAACCUUGCCAUUUGAUCGUGUGGAGAGGAAGUACCCCAAGCCUUGAGGACACCCAUAUCUGGGCACUUUGUCCCCAUAGGUUUCUCUGUCCUGUCUGGUGCCACUCCAACCUGUGCCCAUACCUGGGGCUUGCGGGGCCUGGGAGGCAGCUUAGGGUGUAAUAAAGUACCCCUCAUUCUCA
Messenger RNA from Mus caroli (Ryukyu mouse), 2235 nucleotides. NCBI's taxonomy places the organism in Eukaryota, Metazoa, Chordata, Mammalia, Rodentia, Muridae. The record is from RefSeq and is a predicted model, not a curated record.